Lodderomyces theae is the source of this 534-nucleotide messenger RNA. RefSeq lists its product as uncharacterized. Gene Ontology annotation, cellular component: Golgi apparatus. Lineage: Eukaryota; Fungi; Ascomycota; Pichiomycetes; Serinales; Debaryomycetaceae. The transcript has 2 exons. Bases 1 to 534 code for a protein of 177 amino acids. The record is from RefSeq and is a predicted model, not a curated record.
AUGUCACAACUUUUGAAUUUAGCAAACUUUUCCAACCUUUCCGAUAGAUUCAGUGUUGAGAGAAUCAAGUCAGAUUUUGCAUCUUUGCAAUCGACAAUUUCCAAAUUGCGUCCACCACAAGAAUUUUUCGACUUUAGACGUAUUUCCAAACCAGCCAACUUUGGUGAAAUACAACAACGUGUCGGUUACAAUUUGGGCUAUUUUUCCGCCAACUAUUUAGCCAUUGUUGCUUGUUUGAGCAUCUAUGCUCUUGUCACCAACUUGCUUUUAUUGUUUGUUUUAGGGUUUGUUAUAUUUGGUGUUUGGGCCAUCAAUCGAUUGGGCGGUGAGGAUUUGGUGACACCGUUUGGUAGAUUAAACACCUCCCAGUUGUAUACUGGGUUGUUGAUUGUUGCUGUUCCUUUGGGGUUCUUGGCUAGUCCGGUUUCGACUUUGAUGUGGUUGAUUGGACUGAGUAUCGUUGGAGUUGGUGCACAUGCCUCGUUGAUGGAGAAGCCAAUUGAGACUGUAUUUGAAGACGAGGGAAUUGUUUAA